This is a messenger RNA of Pocillopora meandrina, 2747 nucleotides long. Lineage: Eukaryota; Metazoa; Cnidaria; Anthozoa; Scleractinia; Pocilloporidae. The record is from the annotation of a GenBank genome assembly.
AUGCACCAUGUUACGUUCUCUUUCGGCUGCCAUCAUGGUAGGUUGGAGUUUGAGCGUAGGAUAGUGUCGAAGAAAUCCGCUAUAAUCUUUGCAUCUGUGUCAUCAUCGAUGUUAUCGUUAAUUUAAUUGUUGUUUCUUAAGAUGUGAGAAGUGAUCUCUGCCUUUAUUUCGUAAAUUUGCACACUGUGCAAAGUAUUCAAGCGAGUUAAUAAAUGUACAGUCGAACGUUACGGAUUUCGAAGAAUAUAGGUUUCUACUUUGAAUUUUUGCAUUUCUCAGGCGUUUGAAAAAAAAAGAAUUUUCUGAACAGCAAGACUAAACUUACAAGUUCUCAUUUGGCUGUGGAAAUGUCAGAAAUUUCGCGAAUGUUAUUCGAUGUCGUUUUACUUUCGAAUUGUUAAUACUACUAUCAUUAUUGAUGUAAACGAAGAUGGUUAACUUUUUAGUGAUGUCAUUAUAACUAAUUUCAAUGUCCUCACGUUAAAAUAUUUAUUUUCGCAUAGGCCCUUGUAAUUCCCGAGAAGUUUCAGCAUAUUUUGCGUGUACUGAACACCAACAUCGAUGGAAAACAAAAAAUUAUGUUCGCACUAACUUCCAUCAAGGUCAGUGGAUAAAACAGGAGAAGAUGGCAAGAUUUUCAUGCAAUCCCAUUCUUCAUUAUGCGUACAGAGAGACUAUGGCUUUGUUAUGGAAGAGUGUGGGCUUGUGUGGAAAUCUUACCGAGAACAUAAAUGUUCUUUAUUUGGAAUUAGUGUUGUACGGUGUGAAGAUCUAGUGUCGCAUUUGAAGAGGGCCAUAAGCAGAGUUACAUUGUAUAGUAAUCAUUAUGGAAUUUCUACAUCAGAAGCAUGGUGAACUGUGACCACUAGAAAUAUUCUGGGGAUGUUUUUAUGUCUUGAAGAAAAAGCCAACUAGCUGUUGCUCUAAUAACAGUGGUAAUCAAUUUGUUGUAAACUUUUUUGUGAUUGUUCAGUAUGCAGUGGACUUGUCAAAGGCAAACAAACUUUUUCAGGGAGUCAUGAGUUUUACAGUUUCCACAGUCCCUUGUUAAUGGUAGUUUCCUUAUGUUUACUCUAAGUUUUUCUUUGUUUGUCCCUUGUGUUUACUAACAUUGUGAUGAAAAAGUGACAUUGUAGUGUGUGCUACAUUAGUACUGUGCAACAAACAUGAGGAAAUUGAAAUUUCUUGCAGGGUGUGGGACGAAGGUAUGCCAACCUUGUGUGUAAGAAGGCUGACGUUGAUAUGAACAAACGUGCUGGAGAGCUCACAGAUGAUGAGGUAAAACUUCAUGGACAGAAUUAUUAAAAUUUUCAUUGCCACAGGGUUUUUAGACUGAAAAAAAAAAAGUAGCUGGAUAACAAUUGUAUAGGAAGAGGAGAAUAUUCAGUUUAUCAGGAUGAAAAAUAAGUGAGGCUGUUAUAAUGAAUUUAACAAGAUAAUACUGUGUAAUAGCCAGAGAAUUCUUUGUUCUCUGAUAUAUAUUAACAUCCUGUAGUCAAAUGUUUUUAUUUGCUUAUUAGUAACUGAUAAUGGCUUGACAUUACCAGAGGUUUUUCACUGUGAGGUCUCAACAGUGUAUAUUUUCAUUAAUUCAUGCAGAAGCAUAUUAGACUUACAGUUCUAGUUUGCUUUGCACCACACAAAUCUCUGUCUAGUUGAUAACCAUUAAAUUGUCCUACUCAGCAAUCAAUUAUUUAUCCAGUAGGUUGUGGUUUUCAGCUUUAAAUAAACCUGACCUGAGCAUAAUUUUCAAACUACAAUUGUGAACUGAAUUAUCUGACUUCUGUUCGUGACAGUAGUUAGUAUAAACUUAAAUCAAUUGGAUACAAUGAGGUAAAAUUGGUUAUUAUUAUUGUUAUUUGCUAAGAGGUUACUGUACAUGGGUAAAAGUAGCUUCUGUUUGGCUGCAGGUGGAGCGAGUGGUAACUAUCAUGCAGAACCCACGCCAGUACAAGAUUCCUGAUUGGUUUCUUAACAGGCAGAAGGACAUCAGAGAUGGCAAGUACUCACAGGUAUGGAAAAUUGAACUGAACUGGAAUUUAAUCUUUAAGGGUUUUAUAGAAGGGUUUCAUUUGAUGUUGUAAUUUGUGUUUUAGAUCCUUGCCAACAAUCUUGAGAGCAAGCUCCGUGAUGAUUUGGAAAGGUUAAAGAAGAUCCGUGCUCAUCGUGGGCUCCGUCAUUACUGGGGGUAUGUUUUGAUUUGAGUUUUGUGGAUAUCAUUAUGACUAUGCUCAUAGGGCUCAUCUGGUACCAACACUACUCAGAGCUCAAUUGGCCAUUUUAGAUAUCUUAAGAAUUUAAAGAUAUCAAAAUGGCCUAUUACACUGGCAUUCAACAAUUUAAUCUCUGACAAAGUCAUUUAUACUUUUCCUGGACUGGUGGACAAGUUGUAGAUGAAAUGUACACUGGUUAUAAAUUUCUGUAGAAGCUGUACAAAUGUUCUAUUUCCAUGUUAUGUCAUAUAACUUUCAGUGGUAGGAGUAUGCCAAUCCACCCAUAUCCUAAUCUAUAUCAAAGUUGUAGAAGAGUUCUUCUGGCUGAAUGGCUGUUCCCAUUGAUUGCCGUUCUCUCUAAUCACUUUUUUUUUCAUGUAACGGAAAUGAAUUAAAAGGAAGCACUGAAUUAAAAAGGCGUAGAAUAACAGAUGUUCCUUCUUUUUUUUUUCCAGUCUGCGUGUGCGCGGUCAGCACACCAAGACCACUGGUCGCAAGGGUAGAACUGUUGGUGUGGCCAAGAAGAAGAACUAA